AUGGCCGCGUCAACAACCAAAGGGGCAGCCGCCCUCACUCAGUUCCCGUCAAAGCCGCGAGUCUUUAUUUUGACAGACAUCACCAACGAGCCUGACGAUGCCGAGUCCUUUUGCCGUUACCUCACUUACUCCAACCAGUUCCGCACAGAAGGCGUCGUCGCCGUCACGUCGGUAUGGCUCAGGAACAAGGUCGCGCCGCAAAACCUCCACGAGAUUGUGAAUGCGUAUGAGAAGGUUGUCGAUAACCUCAACGCCCAUGCGCAUCCGGGCUCCCCCUACCCUUCGGCACAGACAGUGAGAGACCUUAUCAAGUCUGGCCCUCCGGUCUAUGGCAUGGAAGCUGUCGGCGACGACAUCCCCCUGAGCGAAGGCGGCGAGCUGCUCCUCGAGCGACUAACCGCGCCCGACGCCGAGCCGCUCUGGGUCCUCGUCUGGGGCGGCAUCAACGUCCUCGCCCAGGUCCUGCACAAGAUCCGCGACCGGCCCGACGCCGCGGCCCUGCGUCAGAAGCUGCGCGUCUACACCAUCUCCGACCAGGACGACUGCGGCGCCUGGAUCCGCCAGCAGUGGCCCGAGAUCUUCUACAUCUGCUCCGUCCACGGCUGGAACCAGUAUCAGUGCGCCGCGUGGACCGGCAUCUCCGCCCCCUGCGCAGGUGACCAGGGCGGGCCGGACGGCUCGAAGGUGACGCACGAAUGGGUCAAGGAGAACGUCCAGAUCGGCCCCCUGGGAGCGGCUUACCCCAACUUCGAGUUCAUCAUCGAAGGAGACACGCCGACUUUCCUUUAUCUCAUCCAGAAUGGUCUUGGUGUUCCCGAAGAGCCCAUAUACGGAUCCUGGGGAGGACGCUACAUCCCGGCCAAUGUCAGCUCCAAGGGCCUGCCCGCCAGGGGCCACUUUGCCGAUGCCAUCGACACCGUGAUCGGCGUAGAUGGCAAGCCGCACAGAUCGAACCAGGCUACCAUCUGGCGCUGGCGGAAUACCUUCCAGGACGACUUUGCAGCGCGCAUGCAGUGGACUCUCACGUCUGACUUUAGCAAAGUCAACCACCACCCCGUUCUUUCAGUCAACGGUGACUCCAGUCUGACACCAAUCCAUGUUGACGCAGACGCCGGCGGUGUUGUCUCGUUUGACGCAUCCGAGAGUUACGAUCCGGACGGCGAUAAGCUGAGCUAUAAGUGGUAUCAGUACCGUGAGCCCAGCUCGCUGCAGACGUACCACGGCAUGGAGGUCUCUGACCUUGAGAUCAAGCCUCUGAACGAGGACGGAAGCAAGCUCCGCAAAGCGGCCAGUAGGAGAUCACGACUUACAGCUCUCGCAAACAUGGUCCGGUUCAACCCAAGCAGCGACAUCCCUGACCUUUCAGGCAAGGUCAUCAUCGUCACCGGAGGCAACAUCGGCCUCGGCAAGGAGACCGUCACGCAGCUCAGCAAGCACAACCCAGCACACAUCUACCUCGCCGCUAGAAGCCAGUCAAAAGCGCUGGCAGCCAUCGAAGACAUCAAGAAGAAUGUCUCCGACGCCGCGCCCAUCACUUUCCUGGAACUCGACCUGACAUCCUUUGAGAGUGUCAAGCGAGCCGCCAAGGAGUUCCAGUCCAAGGAACAGAAGCUCCACCUCCUCAUCAACAACGCCGGCAUCAUGGCCUGGCCCGCCGACACCACGAAGGAAGGGUACGAGAUCCAGUUCGGCACAAACCACAUGGGCCACGCCCUCUUCACCAAGCUCCUCCUCCCCACGCUCUCCAAGACCGCCAAGUCGGACAGCGACAAGGACGUGCGCAUCAUCAACCUCUCCUCGGCCGCCGAGGGGUACCCGUCGAAAGACGUGUGGAACUUUGAGGCCCUCAAGACCGACAUGGCCUCGUACAGCACCUGGGCUCGCUACGGCUGCUCGAAGCUUGCCAACGUCCACCACGCUCGCGCUCUGGCCAAGAGGUAUCCGGAGAUCCGCUGCAUCUCGCUCCAUCCCGGUGUUGUCAGCACGAACCUCGGCAGCGGGCUGUUGGCUAGCUGGCCGCUAUUCAGGCCCCUGAUCAACCUUGCGCUGUGGGCUGUGACGACGUCGGUUGGGGAGGGAGCCAAGAACCAGCUGUGGGCCGCGACGAGCCCGGAGGCGAAGACUGGCGUGUUUUACUGGCCUGUGGGCGUGACGGGUAAGGACUCGAAGCUUUCUUUGGAUGAUGACCUUGUUGAGAAGCUAUGGGACUGGACGGAGAAGGAGUUGGAGCCGUACGUUUGA
Colletotrichum gloeosporioides is the source of this 2241-nucleotide messenger RNA. Its product is annotated as putative oxidoreductase. The record is from RefSeq and is a predicted model, not a curated record. The coding region runs from base 1 to 2241 and encodes 746 amino acids. NCBI's taxonomy places the organism in Eukaryota, Fungi, Ascomycota, Sordariomycetes, Glomerellales, Glomerellaceae. The transcript is spliced from 4 exons. Gene Ontology annotation, molecular function: hydrolase activity, hydrolyzing N-glycosyl compounds.